Purpureocillium lilacinum is the source of this 312-nucleotide messenger RNA. Its product is annotated as mRNA splicing protein. The record is from RefSeq and is a predicted model, not a curated record. Gene Ontology annotation, biological process: spliceosomal snRNP assembly; RNA splicing. Gene Ontology annotation, molecular function: RNA binding. Gene Ontology annotation, cellular component: U1 snRNP; U5 snRNP; U4/U6 x U5 tri-snRNP complex. NCBI's taxonomy places the organism in Eukaryota, Fungi, Ascomycota, Sordariomycetes, Hypocreales, Ophiocordycipitaceae.
AUGGAGGACCCCAAGAUCAAGGAACUCCUCACCAAGUCGCGGAACGAGCUCACUGAGUACGAGAUCGCGCAGCUCGAGGAGCACGAGUUCUCCGCGGGGCCCCUCUCCAUCCUCCAGACCGCCGUGCGCGACCGCAUCCAGGUCCUCAUCUCCAUCCGCAACAACCGCAAGCUGCUCGCCCGCGUCAAGGCCUUUGACCGCCACUGCAACAUGAUCCUCGAGAACGUCAAGGAGAUGUGGACCGAGACAUCCAAGACAGACGGCGGCCUGACCAAGUCGGUCAACAAGGACCGGUUCAUCAGCAAGAUGUGA